This is a messenger RNA of Solanum dulcamara, 837 nucleotides long. RefSeq lists its product as uncharacterized. The coding region runs from base 1 to 837 and encodes 278 amino acids. The transcript is spliced from 7 exons. The record is from RefSeq and is a predicted model, not a curated record. NCBI's taxonomy places the organism in Eukaryota, Viridiplantae, Streptophyta, Magnoliopsida, Solanales, Solanaceae.
AUGAAAGGAAAGCAAGAUCAAGAUCUCAUUCUCCUCCAACUGAAAGAUGACAUUCACAAACAAAAGGUAAUGGCUUUUGCCAAAAGGGGAGAUGGAGUGUUAAGGUAUCAAGAGAGAUUGUGUAUUCCUAGUGUUGAUGGCAUUCGAGAAAGAAUCAUGAUAGAUGACCAGGCAGAGCAUACAAUUCAAAAUUUGCAGGAUAUGUUGAGGGCCUGUGUUAUCGACUUCAAAGCUCUUUAUAAAGCUCUAUAUGGGAGGAGUAGAUUACUAAUUAGUUGGCUCAAAGUUGUUGAAGCUGAGUUGAUUGGGACAGACUUGGUUCCCCAAGCCAUGGAGAAGAGGAUGCCCAUUCUUGAGUGGAAGUGGGAGAACAGUACUAUAAACUUUGUCACGGGAUUAUCCUUGACAUUUCAUAAGCAUGAUUCAGUUAGGGUGAUUGUGGAUCGGUUGACCAAAUCGGCUCAUUUUAUUUCGAUGAAGACUAGCUAUAAUGCGGAGCAGUUGGCUAGGAUCUACAUCCGUGAGAUUGAGCAGAUGGGCACUAAACUUGAGUUAAGCACAACUUUCAUCCUCAGACCGAUGAGUAGGCAAAAGAGCUAUGCAGAUAGGCGUGUUCGUGAUAUAUUAUUUGCCAUUGAUAAGCGAGUAUUGCUCAAGGUGUUACCCACUAGGGGUGUGAUGAGGUUUGAGAGGAAAAGAAAGCUCAAUCCAAGGUUUAUUGGCCCUUUUGAGGUUUUGGAUAAGUAUGGAAAGUGGGACUCAUUUGCUUUGGAUCAAGAAAUUUGUCAUUUGAGGAUGAGCCUGUUGCUAUCUUGGAUAGGCAGACUAGACAGUUGA